UACAUAUCAAGCAUACAUCUCCCACAAUCUGCUGCUGUUUGGGUUGCAGUGGAAUAGGAGGGUCUACGGUGCCGUGGAAGUGAAGUAGCAGGCGGGGUGGCAGUGGCACAGCAGUUGAAGGCAGGGCGGCACAGGAAAGGCGUGCGUACCGAAGGGACGCGUUGAUUGACAGUCCGAGGCACUGCGCCCCGUGCGGCACUCAAACGGAGCACGCUAAUCCCCCGUACUCGUCUCGUCAAAGGCAUCCCUGCCAGAUCAGCCUGGCGCAAAUAAAUGAGGCUUCAUCCAUCCAUUGGACUCGGUACUUGGAGUCUCCCUGCCGAAUGAACGACAAAAGGGAACACGGCAGCUCUGCUACCCUGUCCCGUCUGCUUUACCUGUUCAGUCAUAACUGGUCACAGUGCUGGGAUAACGUGGCGUCUCAAAGUCUCCUGGAAACGGGUGUGGAUGGACAAAAAGGUCCGGUUGCACUUUGCAAUCUGUGCCAAAUGAAGAUUUUGUCGGUUCGUUUUUUAAUGGAGUAAAAAGGACUGCGACUUGCUUUCGGGACCUUUUUUGGAGGUUAAUUUUUGUUUUUUUGUUAAUUUCCACACAAUUGCGAUGCGUUUGUGAGUCAAGUUACACACCCUGGAGCCUGGAAGCACCGCUUUUCAUUCUUUCAAAUUGGAAUAACGGCCAGAUCAGGAGCCUCUCUCGGGAGGAAUUUGGGUGCGUAAUUUGUGCGGUUGUUGAGCAGCAGAAGUAGUUGUGCCUCCCUUAUUUUCUUAUUUCUUUUCUUACAUUUAUUCCCCAAUUUUCAUGGAAUAGGCUUAAGCACAAGUACAGACUUAUUCUCUGUCGCCUGGAACAAACAGGCGGAUCUGAUGCGCAGAUUCUCCGUAGGAUGGUAAAUGACCAAUGGGGAAUCAUGAACAGCUCUUCUGAACUCGAAGAUGGGACUCGGCAUAAAAACCAGACGUUCUGUGAGUGUGUGCCCAGCUCCUCCCAGCUCAAACAUCGCUGGUCAGACUCAGAAACUGCCAGGGAGACCCCGGCCAAGAGGAUGAGCUGCAGCUACCUGCUCUGCACUAUCCUGCUCUUCGUGGCUGUUUUGCUGGCUGUCACUGUAACUGGCACCAUCCUUUUUAUGAAUCACUACCAAGCCCCACCUAUGUCUGAUGGCCUACCCCAUAUCUCGACCAAUCAGGAUGAAGCCAAUGCCCUGGUCACCGUUGAGAGAGGCGACGGCUCUCGUAUCAACAUCUUCAUCGACCCAAACUGUCCUGACUACAACAGUAACUUUUUGCGCCUGGAAGGUGUGCAGACGUCCCUGCUUCACUCACUAACCGACCACGACUCUGACCUGAAGUCUGUGAAAGGCCAGGAUCGGGCUCUUCUUGUCAGUCUUGCUGAGGAGGUGGCCAAGCUGUCAGCUCAUGCGGGGCAACUGAAAAUGGACUAUGAAUCCUUACGCAGGGGACAGGGCAGCUUGGGGCAAGACCUCAACACACUGCAGACGGAGCAAGGACGCCUCAUACAGCUGCUGUCAGACAGUCAAAUCAACAUGGUGAAGGUAGUGAACUCAGUGAGUGAUGCUCUCAACGCCAUGCAGAAGGAGAACGUGGGCCUGAAGGCGCGUGUCAAGGCCGACUUACAGAGGGCACCGGUCAGAGGGGCCCGUUUCAAGGGCUGCGCCAAUGGCUCACGUCCCCGUGACUGUGGUGAUCUGUACGCCAGUGGUCAAAGAGAGGACGGCAUCUACUCCGUGUUUCCUAUUCACCACCCCGCAGGCUUCCAGGUCUACUGUGACAUGACCACAGAUGGAGGAGGCUGGACGGUGAUCCAGCGCAGGGAGGAUGGCUCAGUAAACUUCUUCAGAGCCUGGGAGUCUUAUCGUGAGGGAUUUGGCAAGAUCACCGGUGAACACUGGCUCGGGCUGAAGCAGAUCCAUGCCCUGUCCAUCCAGGCGAACUAUGAGCUACGUAUCGACUUGGAGGACUUUGAAAAUAGCACCGCUUAUGCCCAGUAUGGAACCUUUGGAGUGGGCCUCUUCUCAGUAGACCCUGAUGAUGAUGGAUAUCCUUUGACUGUGGGAGACUAUUCUGGCAAUGCAGGUGACUCUCUGCUGAAGCACAAUGGGAUGAAGUUCACUACCAAAGACCGAGAUAACGACCACUCAGAGAACAACUGCGCCUCCUUCUACCACGGUGCUUGGUGGUACCGCAACUGCCACACCUCCAACCUUAACGGCCAGUACCUGCGCGGCCAGCACACCUCCUACGCCGAUGGCAUCGAGUGGUCCUCCUGGACGGGCUGGCAGUACUCUCUCAAGUUCUCCGAGAUGAAGAUACGACCUACCCGCGAUUCAGAGAAUAAAUAAGCUAGAGAAGAAGAAGGAGAAAGUAGAAAAAAAGAAGACUUUUUUUAAAACCACAAUUUCUGACAGCUAGGCAGAGUUACUUGUCCUGAUAUAGUUUAUUCACUAAUACAUACCUCCUUUGAGUUUAUAAGACUCUGCUGUUUGCCCAUUGUCCCUUUUUUCAGAAAAAAAUAAUAAUAAUGCAACCAUCUUUUUCUUUUUUUGUUUAUCAUUCACUUCACAAAAACAGCAAACCACAGCUUCAAACCCACAGUCUACUGCGCUAGCUUUAUUCAGUCUGACAUGGUGGCCUGCUGGACCACACACCAGUAAUUCACUCCUGACAUGUAACUCUGACCUCACUUCUGUGCUGACAUGGCACUUUGAUUGUGGUUCAGUCUCACUGCCCCUUGCUGUUUAAUAGAUGAAUAGAUAGGGUUUCUCCAAAUAUAGUAGAAACAGGCAAACCUUAAAAAAAUAAGGAAAGGAGAUAUACAUUUUCUGCAAAGGAAGUCCACAGCGCAGUGGUACACAACGUCACAUUUACAUCCUUGAUCUGUGUGAAUGAGACCCAGCAGGGUUGUGGCAAAAAGUGCGGGGCCGCAGAUAAUAAGAGGGAGACAGAGACGGAGAGAGUGAGGAAACAAUUUGACAAGAGUUAAUUUAGUCGAAGGAAAGGGGGGCGGAGUGAAUCAAAGGGGAAGUGAGGAAGUGGAAGAAGAGGUGUAAAAAGUAUGAUAAAGAAAAAUGAGAAAAAGAACAAGACAACGGAGGAUUUCAUUCAUCUGACUUGGGCCAUUAGGGAGCAUAUUGGGCACUUUGUCUGAUCUGCCUGCCAGCUGAGUACUGGCCAACUGAUGCAGCACUCACAGAUGGUAACCCAGCACUUUGUGUGUUUGUGUGCGUGUGUUUGCGUGUAUGUGUGUGUGUGUGUGUCUACAACAGAGAGAGACAGACAGACAGAGUUCUCUAACAUUAUCAAUUUCCUGUCAUGAGUUCACUAGAGCAUCUCAACUGACUACAAUGUUUAGCACAGAUGGACUAAAUAUGAUGCAUGGCUAGCAUAGCUUCACACUCUCCAUUUAUGUAGUUAACAUGAAACAACAAAGCCUGUAAUGUAUGUUGAUGUAAUGGGAAGGAAAAGACGUUGACAACUAUUGGAGGAGACCAUUGGGAUCACAGGAUGAAAAAGGAGCAAAAGACUGCCUCAUACCUUCAUCAGCCAAUAUUUUAUCUUGGACCUGUUGAGGAAAUAUGACAUGUUUUUGCCCCCAUUCCCAACUAUUUGGUUUCUCCUCUGUUUUGUAUUAUUUGGCCUUUUCUGGUUAUUGAUUAUAGGAUUUAUUUGUGUGACACUGUUUCUCUUGUUAUGCAAAGGAUGAGAAAGUUGCUAUAAAUUAAGAUUUGAUGCUUUCAACUGCUGUCUUCUGAGUAUUACGGCAAAAAAAAAAAAACACAACACAAAGGCAGGAAAUAGUGCAAUCCUCAUUUUCCAUCUCUUUUUUUUUAAGUCAGUGAAUUGACUUUUUUCACUUUAUCAAGUUUAUUUGGAUGUACUAAAAGCUUUAAAAAAAUAUCUGUAGAAAUUUUAUUGUACAGUGCGUGUAUGACUUUUAGAGCAUGUGAAGCUGUUUUCUUAUUAUGCUACAACACAAAGAAUACUCAAGCACAUGGACUCUUCAAAAUCCACUGAAAAAAA
This is a messenger RNA of Etheostoma cragini (Arkansas darter), 4037 nucleotides long. It is a transcript of the gene fibcd1, whose product is annotated as fibrinogen C domain containing 1. Bases 884 to 2359 code for a protein of 491 amino acids. The transcript has 8 exons. NCBI's taxonomy places the organism in Eukaryota, Metazoa, Chordata, Actinopteri, Perciformes, Percidae. The record is from RefSeq and is a predicted model, not a curated record.